CACUGCCGGCUAUGAAGACCAGCAUCCUGCUUUUGUUCCUUUGGGGGUUGUCCUGUGCUCUCCCAGUAGCCAGGUAUCAUAAUACUGAAUCUGAGAGCUCUGAAGAAUGGACGGGUCAUUUGGCUCAGACACCAACACCACCCUUGGAGAGCAGUGAGUCAUCUGAAGAAAGUAAAGUUAGCUCAGAGGAACAGGCCAAUGAAGACCCUAGUGACAGUGUUGAAUCAGAGGAGGGCCUUGAUGAUCAUCAACAUGUGCAUAGACCAGCUGGUGGCCUCUCUAGGAAUGGAGGAAAAGAAGGAGAUGAUAAAGAUGAUGAUGAAGAUGACAGUGGAGAUGACACUUUUGGUGAUGAUGACAAUGGGCCAGGACCUGAAGAGACACAAGAAGGAAACUCCAGACUCAAAAGUAAUGAAGACUCGGCUGACAUCACACAAUCCAGGGAAGACAGUGCACCGCGAGGGGAAGACAGUGCCCAAGAUACUACCAGUGACAGCAGGGACCUUGACAAUGAGAAUGAGGUGAAGAGCAGGUCUGAGGGAGGUGGCUUUGCUCAAGAUAGUGAGAGUGAGGAACACUGGGUUGGAGGUGGCAGUGAAGGGGAUAGUAGCCAUGGGGAUGGCUCUGAGUUUGAUGAUGAGGAAAUGCAGAAUGAUGAUCCAGACACUAUCAGGAGUGAGAAAGGCAACCUCAGAAUGAGCAGUGCUAGUGUCGAAUCAAAAGGAAAGAGCGAUGAGCAAGCAAGCACUCAGGAUUCAGUUGACAGCCAAUCAAUGGAGUAUCCGAGGAGGAAAAUUUUUAGAAAGUCCCGCAUUUCUGAGGAGGAUGACAUAGGUGACCUUGAUGAUAGCAACAUAAUGGAAGAUGUCAAGAGUGACUCCACAGAAAACACCAAUUCCAAAGAUGCUGGCCUCAGCCAAUCCAGGGAAAACAGCAAAAGUGAAUCUCUAGAAGACAGUGAGGAGAAUCAGUCUCAAGAAGACAGUCAAAAUGUACAAGACCCCAGCAGUGAAUCUAGUCAAGAGGUUGAUCUGCCAUCUCAAGAAAAUAGUAGUGAAUCUCAGGAAGAUGUAGUGAGUGAGUCCAGGGGUGACAACCCAGAUAAUACCACCAGUUACUCAGAAGAUCAGGAAGAUAGUGACUCCAGUGAAGAGAACAGCUUGAACAAACCCUCUAGUUCAGAAAGUGAAUCAAGAGAGGAGCAAGCUGACAGUGAAUCCAAUGAAAGCCUCAAUGACAGUGAAUCCAAGGAAAGCCCAGAGUCCACUGAGGACGAGAAUAGUUCUAGCCAGGAAGGCCUCCAGUCUCACAGUGCCUCAGCAGAGAGCGAGAGUAAAGAAAGCCAGUCUGAGCAGGACAGCCAGUCUGAAGAAGAUGAUGUCAGUGAUUCUCAGGACAGCAGCAAAUCAAAAGAAGACAGCAACUCUACUGAGAGCAAAUCAAGCAGUGAGGAAGAUGGUCAGUCAAAAAACACUGAGAUAGAAAGCAGAAAAUUAACAGUUGAUGCUUAUCACAACAAACCCAUUGGGGAUCAAGAUGACAAUGACUGCCAAGAUGGCUAUUAGCAUCAGCAUCACUAGCUUUCCUAAGAAGUGGCUCUUACAUACAGGAGUCUUGGGGGUUGG
Molecule: messenger RNA, 1625 nt
Organism: Panthera uncia (snow leopard)
Lineage: Eukaryota; Metazoa; Chordata; Mammalia; Carnivora; Felidae
Gene: DMP1
Product: dentin matrix acidic phosphoprotein 1
Exons: 5
Coding region: 12-1565 (517 amino acids)
Biological process (GO): extracellular matrix organization; ossification
Cellular component (GO): extracellular matrix
Molecular function (GO): extracellular matrix binding
Source: RefSeq, a predicted model, not a curated record